AUGGCAUUGGGGUUAGGUUUGCAAAAACCAGAAGAGGACAGAGAUUGGGUGAUGAGUAAGAAUCUGGUGCUCCAAUGGCUCGAGAAUCCUGUCAAGACAUACGGGUACCAAACUACAGCGACACUGCCUAAAGCUCGGUGGCUACUGGUGCUCGACAAUGUUGAUGAUUUCGGGGUUAUGGAAGGAUUCUGGCCUCCAAGAGGGACAGGAUCUAUACUGAUGACAAGCAGAGCGCCGCAUGUUGGGAAACUCACCUCUUAUUCCGAUGCAGAUCAUGAAACAUCGACCUACAGAAUCGCGCUAGAGCCAUUCACUGAAGAAGAAGGACAGAGGUUUCUACAUAAGCUGACGAAUCGUAAACGGACACAUGACAGCGAGCAAGCAGCGCGGAAACUCGCUCGCCGCAUUCAAGGUUAUCCCCUGUUCCUCACACAGUUUGCUGGUAUGAUGAGCGACGGACUAUCCAGCUUCAACGAUCUGCUGAAAAUGUACAAUGAAGAACUUCAUCAUCACAAACUACACGGAGAAAGACAGGAGAUACGCAACAGCAAGUAUCCACAUACUACAGCUACAGUAUGGAUGCUUGACAAGCUUGAUGCAGCUCCUCGUAUGGUUAUGAAUGUCUUGUCAUUUCUUGACCCCGAUCACAUUCAAGAAGAGAUUUUGACCGAAGGUGCGGCAAAGAUCAAGGCCAGAGAUUAUCCGAAGACUUGGAAUGAUUAUUUCGCAGCCCGCCAAGCACUCUGGAGACGAUCACUACUUAGAACUGCGGAAAACCGGAGCAAACAAGAAAAGGAUGAAGUAUUAACGAAUGACAGUGCCUCUGAGGAAGACAUCGGGUCCGUGACAGGAUCCAAAGAAGGGAUUAUCGAACAGGUCAAGUCUCAAUUAAGCGUCCAUCGUGUAGUUCAGGAUGCAUCGCGUUCUCAGAUGACGAGGGAACAGCUACGGGAGGCGUUUGAUACUGCUGUCGGUUUGCUUCUGACCCGAUGGAAUCGAAACGAAAGACUUUGGCACUACGAUCGCAAAGAUUGGCCACGAGCCGAACACCUGUAUCCACAUGUUGUUCAGAUGCGAUAUCACUAUGUGCAGCUAGAACUGGAAAGCCAGAGAACUAUCGCAAGUGUAGACUUUGUAAGGCUUCUAGACUGUGCAGCAUGGUUCAAUCACGAACGAGGAAGAUCUCAAGAAGCAAAAGAGCUGUUGACUACUGCCUUCACCGUGUGUAAGGAGUAUUUGGAUUGCAACGAGAGCCUGAUGUUCGAGAUUCACACUAGCCUUGGUUGUGUAGCUACUGAGGUCAAUGACCCUGAAACAUGCUACGAACACUACAAAAGCCUUUUACGAAUGACGGAAGAAAAGUAUUCAGAUCCCCAGAGCGAGGCCGACUUCGACGCUCUGAUGGUGGCCAAUAACGAGAUGGGUAUCGCCGAGAUGAUGAUGGGCCAAACCUGUAGAGCCAAGGAACUGUUUGAGAUUGCGCUCGACCAAGCAUCUCGUUUUCGUGAUGCUUCAGAAACUGCUAAGUCGAUCUACCUACUGGCAUCCGCCAAUCUAGGGUUAGCUCAAUGGACCGAUGGGCAAUACGAGGAGGCUUGGCACACGCUGCUACAAGCUUGGAAUUACCAUGAGGAGCUGACUCGCGCUGGAGAAAAUACAAGCUUUGCGCAAGUGGCGCCUACCUAUUCGAGAGACUAUGCUAACUCGAGAAGACCUGGUAGAAUCGCUCACGCUAUUGGCAACGUCAAAGACAGCCAGAACUGCGAGGAUAAAAGCGACAACGGGAAAGAGGCACUUGGAUGGUAUAAACAAGCAUACGAACACUACGAGAAAACAAUCGGCAAGUACCAUCAUAGAUCAGCGGAUGUGUGCCACAAGCUCGCGAUGAAGUAUAUUGAGCUUGGAGACUUCAACCAGGCACGCGAUUGCAUUAGCCAAGCCCUCAAAGUCUUCAAGACUCGAGAUUAUUACAGACCCGAACGCGCGCGAACCAAAAAUCUUGAAAGUAUCUUAGCACGACGUGAGGGCAACAUUGAACAGGCUGACAAGAUUUACGAAGAGGCUAAGAAGCUAUAUUGGAAGCAUAUGGAUGAAGCGAAAAAAGGGAAACUUAAAAGCAAGUCUCCAAAAGAAGCAGACUUCGAUAGUAGUGUGGCGUUCUGGUCCCGCUAA
Molecule: messenger RNA, 2172 nt
Organism: Alternaria alternata
Lineage: Eukaryota; Fungi; Ascomycota; Dothideomycetes; Pleosporales; Pleosporaceae
Product: TPR-like protein
Exons: 3
Coding region: 1-2172 (723 amino acids)
Molecular function (GO): ADP binding; protein binding
Source: RefSeq, a predicted model, not a curated record